Messenger RNA from Trypanosoma grayi, 2787 nucleotides. RefSeq lists its product as hypothetical. The record is from RefSeq and is a predicted model, not a curated record. NCBI's taxonomy places the organism in Eukaryota, Euglenozoa, Kinetoplastea, Trypanosomatida, Trypanosomatidae. Bases 1 to 2787 code for a protein of 928 amino acids. The transcript has a single exon.
AUGGAGAAAAAGUCACAUGUCCUGUGCUCUAGAUUGGAGCGGGCGAUUACCUCCUUCCUGUACAACGGGCCCACCGGUCGAUCGCGGGCGCUGGCGAUGGGGCUGCAGGUCCCACUUUGGUUUUGGACGCAUCAGAUCACCACAGAGACUGAGCGUGAGACCCGUGAAACGCAGAAAGUGGUCAAUCUCAUACGCUGGUUUCACGAAAAUGGCGCGGACUUGACACAAGUGGCGGUCAUUGUUCCUGGCGAGGCGAAAGUCAGGCUGCGGGACCAGCUGGCGGCCGCUUUGCAGAGCGCCAGGGAUGAUGCGCAGGGUGGCGCGCUGGAGGAACUUGGACUACCAACAGUCCUGGGGCCACAUGAAGUGACUGCAAUGAAUGCACGGGAUCAUGUUGUGCACCAGUACGAGGUGGUCCUCUACCUCCUCGCCCUCCCGCCCAGCAGCCGUUACUUGCCCGCAGUAAUGCAGCAGGAUCAAUUUAUUGGAGAUGCAAUUGCCAGUGCAAAAGGCGCCUUCAUUCUAAUUGCAGAUGCUGGAUGGACUUCCCCCCACCUCACUGUCCACUGGCCGCAGUGGAAAACAUUUGUGAUGAAACUUGAAGAGGAGGCACCAUCUAUUUCAUUCGAUGAGACAAUGAAAUUUCCAAGUGAUGCGAAAUUUCCGUCGCUGGUGGGUCACCGCAUUCCUUUGUGCUGCCCGAAGCACGUGGACCAGCGGCAACUGGAGCAUGGCAUUACACCUUUUUUUCGGACAUGCAAGCGACUGUGUCUGCAGCCAUUUACGUGUCAGAGGGAAGGGCACGUAUGUAUGGGACCGUGCCACCCACGGGUGUCGCAUGUGAGCUGCCCGUAUUCUUGUCAAACACAUAUGCCGUGCGGCCACGAGUGCCUACAGAGCUGUUCGGACCGGUGCAACUGUUUCGAAGUCGUUGAGCACCCCUUGCGGUGCUCUCAUGCAACCGUCAUCGGCAUAGAUCAAGCCACCAUGCAGCCCAUAUAUGCAACCGUUCGGCAUGUUUUUAAGGGGUACUGUGCAGACGUGGAUAUUCCAUGUGCAGUGGAGUUUGUCACGGAGUGCGCGCGGUGCCUGGGCCCUUUGACAACGACAUGCUCGGAGGCCACCCAUCAGAAUCAUACACUGGAGCACAAGACGAUGCUUUGUCCAAGCUGCAUUCGCCUGGAACGCGAGGUUCGGGCGAAGGUGCUGGGUGAGAUUCUUGUCCAAGCCGAGGAGGCGAAGCGGCGGAUGAAGGUGGAGGUGCAGCGGAGUUUGCACCACCAACGGAAGGCGUCUUCACAAGGUCUGUUUCAAGAGGGCAGCCGAGUCACGAUCUGCGAUAUUUCAAAGGUUGUCAAACCGCUCUGCGCAGAUGCGGACUUCCCUGGUGUGAAGUUUGUCGAUUAUGACGCGCCGGAUUCCCUUGCCGCCAUGGACGGUGCGUACGGGACAUUUGUCAGUCGCCACGUCGACAUUGACGACCUCAGCGAGGUGCGCAACCUCAUCCGCCUGCGCGACGGCCAGCAUGUGCUGGUGGCUGAUGGAGGGGUGCGUCUGAUACGCGCGCUUACGACCACCAUCACGCAGCAGGCCCCCACGCUUCUUCUUACGUACAAGAAUAGCGGAGGUGGCGGUAACGGGCAGUCGUCGUCGGCAGACGGCACAGCCUUCGCCAAAGCAAUUAAAAUGAUUGGGCGCUGCUACUACCUCGCGCUCCCUGUGCCGUUCGGUGACACCACAAUCUCCGACAAAAUUGUGCAUGUGACGGCAGUUGACCCCGCUUCACCGGAGAGCGUCUGUGUGGAGUGCCGUCUCACGUCCGUCAUUUCUCAUACCGAUGAGGGUCAUGACAUGAAGAACGCGAUCAAAAAGGCCCGUCUUGAAGAUGUAGGACAUCAACAACAAUGUCAACACCAACUUCGUGUUUCGGUAGAGACGGUGAAACUUACCGUUCCAGUAGCUGCGUUGGAGCCUAUGGAGGGAUACGCGGUAGGGAAGGAGGUGCUGGUGUUGGAGCCUGCGCGCCAAGUUAAGAAUCCCCACGACGUGGAGGCCUUCGAGGCGGUGCUUGCUCAGACGCCCGGGUUGGAUCUAAAAGGCUCGGUGAUUUCGACAGUGCCGGUAGGCAGGGACACGCCGUUCAUCCUGCUGGGCGUUGUGAACCCCCCGUCGAACCUUGAAAAGGCAUACGGCCCGUGCGCUGUGCUCCGGCGGCACGUGCGGCUCGUGACGGUGCGGUCGGGACGUCGUUGCAAAGGUGCCAACAACCACACCCCCGCUGUGCAGUAUGUGUCGAACAACAAUACAGAGGACGGCGUGGUGGUACUCGUCCCGUUUGUUUUUACCGCGGCCGAUGAGCUUCUGGAGGCGGAAAACUCGCUUGACGCAGCGGCACUGGAGAAGUUUGAGCAGCGUGUGCGGGACACCAUCGCCGAGCGGAGCGAGGAGCUGGCGAUCCGACACGACGAGGAGGCCUUCCACCAGCAGCGACAGAUGGCGGAGGUAACGGAGGAAGUAGUCUCACAGGACCGCGUGGCGUACAGCAGCCCAAUCUCGCUUCCCACACCAGGGUAUCUGGCAUGUGUUCGUACGAGGCAUGCACGAUUGCUCUGCGCAUCGGCCACAUCGCUGCGCUUGGCUAAGCAAAAGGAUUUACUCCUGUCAAAGCAGCAACAGUUGGGUCUCGUAAAAUGGGUUGAAGCAAUGCUCCUACACCAUACCCAGGAUGCGGAGGCAAAUAUGGCCUACUUUAAGGGCUUACAACUAAAGGCUGCUGCUUCCAAAUAG